AUGGAGGCAUUUCGAUUCAUCAAUCACACCAAACAUCCUGAACACCCACGUCCAACGCAAUUACCACUUACAGCACUGGAACUGGAUGAAGCACUAAUGGUAAUAGUCAAGGAAAUGCAAAUUUCGGACUUCAAGGAGGAAUUGAAGCAACCAAGCAAACACGGAGAAGUUAUGAAAUCUAGUGCUUGGAGCUGCCUAGCUCUCUUUGUGGAUAGCAAGGGAAUAAUCCGGGUAGGAGGUCGGCUGAGUGCUUCAAAUUUGUCCUAUGAUGCUAAGCAUCAGCUGUUGAUUCCCUACAAUGAUCCAUUGACUAAACUCCUAACGCGAAUGAUCCAUGGUGAUAACUUCCACCGUGGGCCACAAACAUUACUAUCAAUCACCCGACAACGAGUUUGGCCAAUCAAAGGUAAAUCUAUAGCUAGAUCAGUUGUCCAGCACUUUAUAACAUGCUUCAAGUCCAGGCCAAAAGUGCUGACUGAAAUGAUGGGAAAUCUGGCUCACACCAGAGUACAAUCAGCUCGCCCAUUUUUGAAUUCAGGGGUUGAUUAUUGUAAUCCUUUAUGGAUAUGUUACAAAAUACGUGGAAAGAAACCACAAAAGAUCUAUGUUGUAGUAUUUUGCUGCUUCCCAACAAAGGCUGUCCACUUGGAAAUAGCAAGGGAUUUGACAACGGAAACAUUUAUCGGAGCUUUGAAACGAUUUAUUAGUCGGAGGGACCACUGUGCCAAUUUAUACUGUGACAACGCUACCAACUUUGUCGGUGCAAAAUAUCAACUUUCCGAUUUGAAUUCUACAGUUCACUCUGCGUCCGGCCAAGAAGCCAUAUUCAAGGCAUGCAAUACCAAAGGAGUAAAAAUCAAUUUCAUACCUCCUAGAUCUCCUCACUACGAAGGACUCUGGGAAGCAGCAGUUAAAUCAGUAAAACAUCCCUUCGUAGCACCUUCAACACUCACCUAG
Hermetia illucens (black soldier fly) is the source of this 957-nucleotide messenger RNA. RefSeq lists its product as uncharacterized. The record is from RefSeq and is a predicted model, not a curated record. The transcript is spliced from 2 exons. Gene Ontology annotation, molecular function: nucleic acid binding. NCBI's taxonomy places the organism in Eukaryota, Metazoa, Arthropoda, Insecta, Diptera, Stratiomyidae. The coding region runs from base 1 to 957 and encodes 318 amino acids.